CCUAACAAACGCACGCGAGCUGUGAACAUCACGAAAGCUGAUUAUGAAAGACUGCUUCCACACCAGUAUCUAAACGACACUGUAAUAGAAUUUGGCCUCCAGCUAUGGCACCAUGAACUUGCCAUGGAAAACCCCGAGUUAGCCCAACAAAUACAUAUCUUUAAUUCAUUCUUCUAUCGCAAGCUCAAUAAGGACAGUAUUCAGGCAGGAUACGAAAACGUCAGACGAUGGACAUCUAAAUUCGAUAUUUUUGAAAAAAAAUUCGUCAUUGUGCCAAUCAAUGAAAACCAGCACUGGUAUCUCGCCAUAGUUUACCAACCGGGGUUGGUUCUCCUGCCUUCCUCAGAACCCAGACUUCCCAACACAAGUCUCCCUUCUGACGUUCCUCAAGACACAAUUUACCAGCCCAUGAUAUUCACGUUUGAUUCACUGGGUGAACAGCACCCAUAUGUCAUCGAUAUUCUUGGCAAGUAUCUCCAAUUAGAAGCUGGGGACAAGAAGAAACUUUACAACACCACGAAGCCCGGAGGUAGAAAUAUCCCGGUCCCCACGCAACCCAACUCUUUGGAUUGCGGUAUUUACAUGCUACACUUCGCACAGGUUUUCGUGAAAAAGGCAGAAUACCUUUCUACAAUCACGGUGAGUUCAGCUUAUAACUACGCGCGACCUUGUUAA
Molecule: messenger RNA, 675 nt
Organism: Lentinula edodes (shiitake mushroom)
Lineage: Eukaryota; Fungi; Basidiomycota; Agaricomycetes; Agaricales; Omphalotaceae
Exons: 6
Biological process (GO): protein desumoylation
Cellular component (GO): nucleus; cytoplasm
Molecular function (GO): SUMO-specific endopeptidase activity
Source: RefSeq, a predicted model, not a curated record